AUGACAUUGCAAACAGCUACCAAAUCCACUGAUUAUUAUCCGUGCCCGUUCAGCAUCUAUAGAUCUCAAAAUCAAUUGUGCUCAUAUUGGCGAUUUAAUAGCAUUCGUACAGUGUGUAUGUUUUACUCAUUCUUGUUUUUAAUCCUCAUCGCACCUGUUCAAUCCAUCUCCAGCGAUAGCACAAGUCAAACACCAGUACGAUACGAAGCCAGCACAUUUUUAUACAAUAAUACUUUAAUGGUAUAUGGUGGAGCUGACAAGAUAGCCAAAAAAAUGAAGCUCAUAUCCUCAAUUCUGAGCUACAAUUUCAAUACAAAAACUUGGUCCACUAUCAAGCUGGACACUGUAAAAAGAUCAUCGUCGCCUAUAGCAUCUCAUACUACACAUGUCAUUUCACCUACUACGGCUUUAAGCUUGUUUGGUAUGACGGGCGGUCUUCCCGACACAGAUGGGAAAUGGGCUCCGUGGAAAACGCGAUAUUCUCGACAUGUCUACACAAUGGAUUUGACUGGCAUGAACUCAAAGGUAUUUAAUACCAUUCCAAAAAUAGGCCAACGUGGUGCACCUUCAACUAGAGCCAGGCAUGCAAGCGUAUGGGAUGCUUCUACUAAAACCGUUUGGGUGUUUGGCGGAUAUACUAAGAAAGGACCAGUAACAGAUCUAUGGGCCCUAGAUGUCGAAUCUAAAAGAUGGACUCGUAUGCAGGACCCUCCCAAUAUAUUUGGUACACAGAAUAAGAUUGGUUCAGUCGGAUCGUCCAUGGUAUUUUUGGGAAAAGACUUGAUUAUAAGUGGUGGCAGUCAUGGAUCUCCAAAAUCUGCUACAAACAACUUUCAUGUGUUUGAUACGGUCGCUCGUACUUGGUCUACACCCACCAUCAUUGGACCAUCUCCAUCUCCACGAAGUCUAGGCGGAAUAGCUGCUACAUCCAACAAGACAUUCAUCUUGUUUUCUGGACAAGGCGGCUACGACAUUCCUGCCACGGAUUCAUACACGGGUGAAUACGAUGCCAGCCAAAAAUCGUUGCGUUUCAAUUUACUACAACCUCAACCAAAUGAUGCCGAGUCAUCAUCAAAUGAACCCAUUUAUCCAGCACCACGAGAUUCGUUUGGAAUGACUGCAGACUCGAGCGGAAACGUAAUCAUGUUUGGUGGGCGUGCCAACAAUCGUCUGUUUAUAGAUAUCCCAACAGUGUCAAUAUUUUCUGGUACGCGAUGGAUACCUGUGUCAACCUUUACACCAGGACAGCCAGCCUUGCCUACUCAUCCUACAGAUACUUUGACUGUAGAACCACCUUCCAAUUUCACCGUCAUAUUGACUUCACCAAACAACAAUCAAACUAAUACAAAAACACCAAACACCCAGCCACCACAGCAGUCAAAAGGCAGUUUGGCACCUGACAUGGUUGCUAUUAUUAUUGCCAUCUGUGCAUGCAUCAUAGCUAUUGUCAGCGUUUUUAUAUCUUUGUAUACCGUGUUGGUUCUCGAGCCGGUACGACCAAGAUUGGCAAAACCGCAAUUGGCAACAGCUUAUUGCCAAACCAAUCAUGUUGAAAAUGAGAUAUGCACAGUGACUACACAAUCGCCUUCACCGCCACCACCAGCCAAUCUUUCUCAUGGCAUGAUGGCUGCACCACUAUCAAUGAUUUCUCCUCAAGGGCCAGUUGCACCUACUAGGAUAGCUCCUCCCACUUUAUUCAAAAACAAUGAAUCCGCGUUUCCAGCUCCAGCUCCAGCUCGUGCUUUGAACUCGGAAUACAAUCCCGACAGGUAUCAAAGUAUUACAAGCCAUCUCGACCGUGAACAGAUUAUCCAAAAAAACAUUUACAGUCUAAGACAUUUUAUUAGCAGUGCAGAAGCAGCUGCGCACACUGCUGGAAUCAUUGGAGAGUUGAGUGAUGAUGAAUGCUCAUAUACAGCAGCCUUGGAUACAUGCGAUCGGCCAAAUAAGACCGAAUUAGGUAAGAAAUAUGUUGAACUUGAUACACGGUUGAAGCGUUCAUCUGCGGUUACAUUUGGUGCAUACCAUCCAACAGAAGCAUCUUUUUCUGAAGCGAGUCCAUCCAUUCAAGAAAGCAAUUUGGCAUCUGAGCGAUUGUCUUCUAUUGGGAUUCAACCACCAAAUAAGCUAGCCAUUCAAAUACCUCAAGAGCAUGUGCAUCGUACACAACUUACAAGCAAAUCAUCGAUUGUUUCUGUUGUUCCUACUAUAACAUGGACUGUUUCACCCACUACUACAAUCCAGACCGAGGCAGCCAAGUCGGCUGCAAACCUGGCUCUGAAGGACACAACUCAUGCACGCCAACCCGAAGAUCCUGUUAGAACUGUUUUGACUGAUACUGAUACUGCUGAUACCAAGCCAACACCCAAUCAGCAGACUACCGAGCAUGCAUAA
Batrachochytrium dendrobatidis JAM81 is the source of this 2394-nucleotide messenger RNA. RefSeq lists its product as uncharacterized. Gene Ontology annotation, molecular function: protein binding. Lineage: Eukaryota; Fungi; Chytridiomycota; Chytridiomycetes; Rhizophydiales. The record is from RefSeq and is a predicted model, not a curated record. Bases 1 to 2394 code for a protein of 797 amino acids. The transcript has 3 exons.